AUCCUUGCCGCACAGGAAGUACAGCAGCUCCACCACAGCAGAAUUAGCAAACUAGCAGCUGUUAGCACGUAACCCUGGAUUUCUAAUUGAAUAAGAUAUAGAUAUUUUUUUUACCAUACAUGCUGCUUUAUUUAUAAGUUGGUAGUUGCAGGGGAACAGUUAAAGGAUAUCAGGACAAUGUCGGACAAAAAGCGAAGACGUGAGAAGGAGGACAGACGAGACCACAAGCGACACAAGACAUCCAAACAUGAUCUGGAGAAACUCAAAACACAAACGACUAAACUCAACCAAGAAGUCCAGAAACUAAAACACGUCGAAACAUUCUAUGAAAUGCCACCACCUGGACUCAUAAAGGAGAGUGACGAAAAACCAGAGGACUGCAUUCCUGCUGAACCAGGAAAUGAAGAAGCCAGGACCUUCCUGGCAAAUGCCCCCACUAGGGGGUUGUGGAUGCCUCUGGGGAAAGAAGUAAAAGUGAUGCAGUGCUGGAGAUGUAAGCGUUACGGCCACAGGACAGGAGACAAGGAGUGUCCUUUCUUCAUCAAAGGCAACCAGAAACUGGAACAGUUUCGAGUAGCUCAUGAAGACCCAAUGUAUGACGUCAUUCGGGAAAACAAGCGGAAUGCAAAAGAAACCAGGAUCAAGCAGCUACAGCAGCUGCUUCAGGACACCACCUCCUCCUCUGACACAGACAGCUCAUCCUCCUCGUCCUCCUCCGAUCACCAUCGCGGCAAGAAGCAGAAAAGGAGGAAGGACAAAAAGAAGAAGGACGCCAAGAAGAAAAAGAGAAAGAGCAAGCGAAAGCACAAGUCGUCCAAAGCCAGUGGCAGCUCGGAUACAGAUUAGGAGUGUGGAACGCGCGCGUGAAUUACGUGCUUCAAAAGUGGGAUGUUACUGUGAGUGAAGUAGCGGCAGAGGCACAUUUUUACACACAGAGGGUGAAGUGUGUUCUGCAGAGUGCAUGAGUGCGAGCUGCCCUUUGGAGCUGUACUCUUUCCUCAGCAGCCUUAAACUCUAAAGCUGCACAUAUCCACCGCGCAUGGCUUUCACCAGCCGUCGCAUCCGCUUCAGGGCGACGACUCGCAGUCACAUCUCUCCGUGUCACGUUAGAUCAGACUGCACCGCGCGGUCGUGUGUGUGCGCGCACGUGUACCUCGGUGCAUAUGUGUGUGUCAGAACGCAUCAACUGUGUUGGUAAUGAAUCUAAACUGUUGUGAAUUGAGCCCAUUGUGUAAGAUGAUAAUAACAACCUCUGUUGGCUUUAAUAUAAUACAGUAGCAUGUCUGCAAAGAGAUUUUAUUUUUCUGCUUUUUCACUGGAAUCAAAUAAUUAUUUUCAACUGUAUGUUAAACACAGAGCAGUGCGGAUAAAGAAAAACCAAGCGACGACAGUCAGAAUUUUGCUUCCACUCAACCAAGAAUGUUUGAAUACUUGUGACUGGAUAUAAAUAUUUGAAAUGA
This is a messenger RNA of Solea senegalensis (Senegalese sole), 1460 nucleotides long. It is a transcript of the gene rp9, whose product is annotated as RP9 pre-mRNA splicing factor. The record is from RefSeq and is a predicted model, not a curated record. NCBI's taxonomy places the organism in Eukaryota, Metazoa, Chordata, Actinopteri, Pleuronectiformes, Soleidae. Gene Ontology annotation, biological process: RNA splicing. The transcript is spliced from 6 exons. Bases 178 to 846 code for a protein of 222 amino acids.